Molecule: messenger RNA, 1089 nt
Organism: Salvia hispanica
Lineage: Eukaryota; Viridiplantae; Streptophyta; Magnoliopsida; Lamiales; Lamiaceae
Source: RefSeq, a predicted model, not a curated record
AUGAGAUGUGGUAAAAGCUAUGAAGGACCUUUCAUGCUUGUAGAGGAAAAGAAGAGUACUCCAGAGGAAGAUGUCAGAGCAGAAGAGAAUUCCAAGGGAAAGAAUAAGGUGGACAUUCAGACCAAGAAAGACGCAGUGCCAGAAAAGCUGCCCCCUCCCUCCAUUCCUACGACAGUUAGAGUGCCCUUUCCACUUGCGGUGAAGAAGAAGAAGUUGGAAGCUCUGCAAGAGAUGCCCACGUAUGCAAAGUUCCUAAAAGAUGUGCUCUCCAAGAAGAAGAAGUGGAUUGAUUAUGAGACGGUGAACAUAUCUGAAAACUGUAGUGCGAUAAUUCAAAAGAAGCUACCUGCCAAGCUUAAAGAUCCUGGGAGUUUCAAUAUUUCAUGCGUCAUUGGAAAUGACAGACAGACAAAGGCACUAUGUUAUUUGGGGGCGAGCAUAAAUUUGAUGCCAUUAUCAUUUUUCAGAAAGAUGAAGAUCGACACUCUCAAGCCGACUACAAUCACACUGCAGAUGGCAGAUAGAUCAGUCACCUAUCCUAAAGGAAUUGUUGAGGAUAUUCUGGUGAAGGUACACGACUUCAUAUUUCCCGUCGAUUUUGUAGUGUUAGAUAUGGAGAAAGAAAUGAAUGUGCCGCUUAUCCUAGGGCGUCCAUUCCUAGCAACGAGAAAAGCAUUGAUAGAUAUAGCAAAGGGAGAGCUCACUCUUCGUAUGGACAACAAACGACAUAUUUUAUCUAUCUAUAAUGCUAUGAAGAGUCGUGAAGAUGAGGAACUUAUUAUGAAGAUGGAGUGCAAAGCUGUGCAUGUUGUAGAGCUCCAAAAGACACAAGCAAUUGAGUCCACAUUGGGGGAUUUUUCAUUGCCGCGGUGGAUGUUUGGUUCAUGUGGUGGAUCAAUUUCAAAAGAAGAGACUGCAUCAAAUCCUAAAGUGAAGGAGAAGAAAACAAAAGCUGAAAAUUCACCCAAAGUGGAAACCAAAAUUUGUGAUGGUGCUUUGAAAACUACUUGGUGGAAGAAGAGAUUGGCUAGAUCAUAUGCUUCCAAGAUUGAUAGAAAAUCCAACACCACCAUUUAUGGCAUGACAUGA